CGAAAAAUUGCAACCGCUUGAUUUAUCUCAUUCGUUCUUUCGUCAAAAAAAUUGUUCAAAAGUAAGAGAAAACACAGAAAUUUAAAAUGUGUAUUGUUUGAUGGUUUGGUAAUAAAUUUGAUGGAUUUAUUUGAACAAUGCGGGCAUUGGAAUAAUAUGAAUUUUAUUUUUUUGCUGUGAAUCAAAUCACCGGCUCGAAACUUCAGAGGUGAGAGGAGACAAAAAAUGUAAACACACGGAUAGAAUGAUGUGCUCGUUAGAAUUUCAGUCGAACGAGUUGUUGUGGUAUUUUGCGACCGUUUUUAGCGUUUUUGAUUAAUUAAUUAGUUAUCCGAGAUAGUGAGAACGUUUUUAAUGUGGAGUGUUAAUUGAUGGACGAUGGAUUCCUGUAAAAAUCACUCGAACAAAUCGAAAACGAACAGGAGGCGGAGGAAUUCUGUGCUAUUCCAUGGUUCAGGGAAUGAAGGUGUAAUUUCGAUGAGAGAAUUCGGUGAGAAUUCUGAAGUGAAGCUGAAAGGGUUCCAGAAUGCUGAAUGUUCUUUGAAGCGCCAACAGAGAAGAAAAGCAUUGGGUGAUGUUAAUCGUUUGUCAGUGGCUGGUCCAGUGAUGACGAUCGAUUGUUCAUCGAAAUUGAUUAAUCGACCUAGACUCGUCGAAAAAAUUCAAGCACAGGAGAAGAACGUGAAUUUUUUCGCCAAGCCCAAGAAAGAUUUUUCAAAAAAUCGGAAGAGUCCAGAGAAACUUAAAAUGCUGAAGGCACCACCUGCCAGACAUUUGUACGGUCUUCUAAGUCAAACCACGAGAUCUCAUGAAGCCUCCAUAACUUCCCUGUGGCAUACGUGGGAGGAAAUUGAAAUUACUGGAGAUGAUUCCGAUGAUUGCAUCGAAAUUCUCGACGAAAAUUUCUCCGCAGAUGAAUCGAGCUGUUCCAUUCCGGAGAUCAACAACAAUCAAAUUAAAAUGCCAAAACUGAAGAGACAAAUACUGGAACAACGGAUAAUUCCAGCUUACUCGCGAGAGAUUCUCAAUGAAUGGAAAAAUGCCGGCUUUAAGGGACCGGAGAUCAAAGAGGAGAAAAUCUACUGGCAAAAGGACUUCAAUAUUCAAAAUUUCUUGAAGAGGAGUUACAAUCCUUACCUCCAUUUUCUCAGUGAACAUCGACAGUGCUUUCCCAGUGAAACAGCUGUCAAUUUCCUCAGCAACUGUUUUAAAAACAUUAAAAAGGCGAAAAUUGAGGAAACCUAUGAAAUAGCGAAGUAUAAUAUGAGCAGAGCAGCUAGAGUUCUGAGACUGUCGAAAUCCUCUCGGGGAAAACGCAGGCAAAAUCGUCCCAUUGAGCCUGAAAAUAUAACUCAAUACCAAGAAAUGGAAUUCAUCCGAUAUUUCUGCAAACUGCCGUAAACAUAUAAUACCAAGAUUAUUAUUAUUUUAAAUUACUUCAUACGUUAGAAAUAAACCAGAGUAAUAUACGUCAGAAGAAAAAUACAGUCCCGAUAAUUCGAUCGGUGACAAAAUUUUUUUUACAUUUCUAACAAAAUAGGUCGAUUUACAUUUUUCAAAGUCAAAAUAAAAAUUAAAGAAAAUCCAGCAUAUUUAUUUCACUCGAAACUUUCGUAUUCGCAAUGUUCUUUUUGCUCUGUAUUGAUUAAUAUUUAAUUUAUGUAAUAAAUGCAA
Fopius arisanus is the source of this 1674-nucleotide messenger RNA. RefSeq lists its product as uncharacterized. The record is from RefSeq and is a predicted model, not a curated record. NCBI's taxonomy places the organism in Eukaryota, Metazoa, Arthropoda, Insecta, Hymenoptera, Braconidae. The transcript has 3 exons. Bases 379 to 1401 code for a protein of 340 amino acids.